Messenger RNA from Zootoca vivipara (common lizard), 5898 nucleotides. The record is from RefSeq and is a predicted model, not a curated record. NCBI's taxonomy places the organism in Eukaryota, Metazoa, Chordata, Lepidosauria, Squamata, Lacertidae.
AUAUGCUCUUUAAUGCAUACUUUACCCCAGUAUAUGCAUUUUUGCAAUUAUUCUGUAGCUGAACAACUGUACCACCGAAUUCAGAGAAUUGCCGCUUUCUCAGGAUAACUGCAUUUCGAUUUGCAUAUUGGUCCAAGAAGUGUGAGCUGUAUACUUUCCCAUUAAAAUGUGAACAAAAUUGAACUCCUCCUGGCGAAACCAGAGCAGCGCACAGAAACACCGUUUACCUUCCUGCUGGAGUGGUACCUAUAUAUCUAAUUGCACUUUGACGUGCUUUUGAACUCCUAGGUUGGCUGUGUAGUUUCUCAUUAAAAUGUGGACAAAAUUGAACUCCUCUCCAUCCUUAGUUCACCCCAAUGUGUCAAAUAGCAGUUUCAAGGGGGUGAUUCGUAUAUUGAAAAUAGAAGCCGGGGGGAGGAUUAACCUUCAUAAAAAGAAGCAGCUGCAUAGCCUGAGAUUUAUUGCCAAGAUGAUUUGAAAUAACUUCAGAAAAUAAGAAGAGCCUGCUGAAUUAGGCCAGUGGCCCAUCUAGUCCAGCAUCCGGUUCUCACAGUGGCCAACCAAAUGCAUGUGGGAAGCAGGACAUGAGGGGAAGCUUCUAAAUUGCAAAUUUGCUGCUUCCACUUCUGAGGAAGUGACGGGCAGGAAUGACCAGUGCUGGCUCUGAGGUCCUCUGCUGGCUGUGAGGAGUAAAGAGCACAGGAUUUUGAUUGUCUGCCAACUCAACCUGAAAUGACUUCUGACCAUGUUAUACGCAUGCAUUUUAUCCUCUGCAAGCUGUAAAAAUAUUCAAAACGCCCUUGCUGAAAUCAUUUGUUGCUACUUGCUGUCUCCCACUCAGCCACUGCUUUGUGUAACCUGAAUCCUCCAGUAAAGGCUGAUUCUGUGGACACUCUUCCUUUUAAUCUGCAUUUAGGGUGAUCCCACGGCUGGUUUGGGAAGCGUUGUGCACAUUCCACUCAGAACACCCAGCUUCAUUGGGUUAACAGAUGCCUCCACAUAUUUCAUUUAUUAUUUUGUUUCUGAACAUAUGUGUUUUCAUUUCAACACAAUAACCUGAAGAAAAGGCCUGCAUAGCUUUUAGGUUUGCUUUUCCUUUUUCUGACAUUUACUAAUCUAACAAAGAGAUGAAGUUUCUUGAUUGAAGAUUGCAAUAAGCCUCUGCAUUGCUUUAUUGGUUUAUUGGAAUGCUAAUAAUAAUAAUAAUAAUAAUAAUAAUAAUAAUAAUAAUAAUACAGCUAUAAUGUUGCUAAGUCACCAAUGAAAGCUUCUGGUGUACCAAAGGACAUUCUGCAGAAAAUCACUGAUAAAAAGUUGGCCAUAGGUUAUUUAUCCUCUGAAAGCAAUGCUAGAACAUUCUGCUGAAAGUUACUGAUAAAAAGUUGGCCAUAGGUUUUCCUGCCCUUCUCUCUCAUUUCUUAAGGGUACUUAAGCACUCCCCUCCUAUUGUGCCAACAGAAGACAUUUUACAAAGCUACAGUUCCCAGCAUCUUUAACAAAUCUCAGUUCCCAGGAUUCUUUGGGGAAUGCCAUGCACAUCAAAUGUGUUUUACAUGUGCUGGCAAAAUGAACACAGCCAGAGGCAGUUUUGGAUCUUAUUCAUACGGUCCUUUCUUUCCUUACAUCCUUUGCGUGUUCAUUGGGCACUUGGAACACCCUUCAGCCCAUCAGAAGACAGCUAUUAUUUAUCAUGUGAAAGCAAUGUUGAUAAGUCAACAAGGAAACAGCUGGUUUGCCAAAGGACAUUCUAAUGAAGUUUACUGAUAAAAAGUAGGUCAUAGUUUUCUCCGCCCUUCUAUCUCAUUUGUUCAGGGCAUUUGCUUAGACCCUCCCCUCCUAUUAUGACAACAGAAGACAUUUCAUUGGAAACACGAGCUUCAUUUUUCUCACUCGAGUUUUUCCUUUCGCCACAAGAGUGUUGUUCAGUUUCAGCCUGCAGCCAAGAACUGAAGAAGCACAGAAGCAGAAAAUGGCACUUAGCAAAGACCGUGGCAUUACAAUGAAUGAUGGGAACAAAAUCCCAAUACUGGGGUUUGGAACCUAUUCCCCAGACGCUGUUCAAAAAAGUAAGUGUGAGGAGGCUACAAAGAUAGCAAUAGAAGUCGGCUUCCGUCAUAUUGAUGGCGCAUAUGUAUACGAGACCGAGGAGCAAGUUGGGCGGGCCAUUCGUGCGAAGAUUUCAGAUGGAACAGUAAAAAGGGAAGACAUUUUCUACACCGGAAAACUCUGGAGUACCUUCCACCGCCCUGAGCUGGUUCGGAAAUGCUUGGAAGAAUCGCUGAAGAAACUCCAGUUUGACUACAUGGAUCUGUUCAUAAUUCACAAUCCGUAUUCUAUGAAGCCUGGACCAGAUUUAGUUCCCUUGGGAGAAGACAAAAAAUUUAUUAUUGACAACGUAGAUCUUCGGCAGACAUGGGAGGCAAUGGAGGCGUGCAAAGAUGCUGGCUUGGUGAGGUCCAUCGGAGUGUCCAACUUCACCCGUAAGCAGCUGGAAAUGAUCCUGAACAAGCCAGGACUGAAAUACAAACCAGCAAUAAACCAGGUUGAAUGCCAUCCUUAUCGGAACCAAAGCAAGCUGCUGGCCUUCUGCAAGUCAAACAAUAUCGUCCUUGAAGGAUAUAGUGUCCUAGGAUCCCAAAGGGACCCAAGAUGGAUAGAUACAAACACUCCUGUCCUGCUUGAAGACCCUUUGUUGGUUGCGAUCGCCAAGAAGUACAACAAAAGCCCAGCUCUCGUGGCUAUUCGCUACCAACUGCAGCGCGGCCUGGUAGUCCUGGUGAAGACCUACACCAGAAAACGAAUUGAGGAAAAUGCCCAGGCAUUUACUUUCCAGCUGUCUGAGGAGGAUAUGAAAUCCAUUGAUGGCCUUCACAAACAUGAGCUUCAUAAAAGCGGAAAUAUUUUCUGGUCACCCACAGUAUUACCCACCAGAUGAGGAGUGAGGACUCGUCUCCCAUCUCCAAUUUAUUUCCUUCUGAACUGGGUACUUUCUCAUGGAAAACAUUUCUUCUCACUAGGGAUGGGAAAAUCUGUCAGUAUCAGUUCCUCCCAACAACCCACCACCUCAUUUUCCACUCUUCAAUUCCUCACAUCUCCACAUCAGUUUGGGAUUUUAAAAAAUAUCAUGAAAAUUCAUCAGUGCAAAUUUCUCCUACCACCCACUUUUUUCUUUGCACUUUUGGCUAAAAUAAAGCAUGAUUGCAUGGUGUUUUCACUGAUGUUGUUGUUUAGUCGUUUAGUCGUGUCCGACUCUUCGUGACCCCAUUUUCACUGAUAUAUGCUCUUUAAUGCAUACUUUACCCCAGUAUAUGCAUUUUUGCAAUUAUUCUGUAGCUGAACAACUGUACCACCGAAUUCAGAGAAUUGCCGCUUUCUCAGGAUAACUGCAUUUCGAUUUGCAUAUUGGUCCAAGAAGUGUGAGCUGUAUACUUUCCCAUUAAAAUGUGAACAAAAUUGAACUCCUCCUGGCGAAACCAGAGCAGCGCACAGAAACACCGUUUACCUUCCUGCUGGAGUGGUACCUAUAUAUCUAAUUGCACUUUGACGUGCUUUUGAACUCCUAGGUUGGCUGUGUAGUUUCUCAUUAAAAUGUGGACAAAAUUGAACUCCUCUCCAUCCUUAGUUCACCCCAAUGUGUCAAAUAGCAGUUUCAAGGGGGUGAUUCGUAUAUUGAAAAUAGAAGCCGGGGGGAGGAUUAACCUUCAUAAAAAGAAGCAGCUGCAUAGCCUGAGAUUUAUUGCCAAGAUGAUUUGAAAUAACUUCAGAAAAUAAGAAGAGCCUGCUGAAUUAGGCCAGUGGCCCAUCUAGUCCAGCAUCCGGUUCUCACAGUGGCCAACCAAAUGCAUGUGGGAAGCAGGACAUGAGGGGAAGCUUCUAAAUUGCAAAUUUGCUGCUUCCACUUCUGAGGAAGUGACGGGCAGGAAUGACCAGUGCUGGCUCUGAGGUCCUCUGCUGGCUGUGAGGAGUAAAGAGCACAGGAUUUUGAUUGUCUGCCAACUCAACCUGAAAUGACUUCUGACCAUGUUAUACGCAUGCAUUCUAUCCUCUGGAAUCUGUAACAAUAUUCAAAACGCCCUUGCUGAAAUCAUUUGUUGCUACUUGCUGUCUCCCACUCAGCCACUGCUUUGUGUAACCUGAAUCCUCCAGUAAAGGCUGAUUCUGUGGACACUCUUCCUUUUAAUCUGCAUUUAGGGCGAUCCUGCCAACCUAGCAGUUCGAAAGCACGUCAAAAUGCAAGUAGAUAAAUAGGAACCGCUACAGCGGGAAGGUAAACGGCAUUUCCAUGUUCUGCUUCGGUUUGCCAGAAGUGGCUUUGUCAUGCUGGCCACAUGACCUGGAAGCUGUACGCCGGCUCCCUCGACCAAUAAUGUGAGAUGAGCGUGCAACCCCAGAGUCGGUCACAACUGGACCUAAUGGUCAGGGGUCCCUUUACCUUUACCUAGGGUGAUCCCAUGGCUGGUUUGGGAAGUGUUGUGCACAAGUGUUGUGCAUAUUCCACUCAGAACACCCAGCUUCAUUGGGUUAACAGAUGCCUACACAUAUUUCAUUUAUUAUUUUGUUUCUGAACAUAUGUGUUUUCAUUUCAAUACUACAGCCUGAAGAAAAGGUUUGCAUAGCUUUUAGGCCUGCUUUUCCUUUUUCUGACAUUUACUAAUCUAACAAAGAGGUGAUGUUUCUUGAUCAUUGCAAUAGGCCUCUCCAUUCCUUUAUUGGAGUGCCAUUAUUAUUAUUAUUAUUAUUAUUAUUAUUAUUAUUAUUAUUAUUAAGCAGACAGCUAUUAUUUAUGCUGUGAAAGCAAUGCUACUAAGUCAACAAUGAAAACUGCGGGGCAUCAAAGGACAUUCUGCUGAAAAUAACUAAUAAAAAUUUGGUCGUAGGUUUCCCUGCCCUUCUACAUUCUACAGGAGCAUUCUACAAACUGUAUGUCUCAGCAGUGUUCCAAAGUUUGAACCAAAAUAACUGACAAGUUAAUUGAUUGAUCGUUUUAAAUCCUGCAUGUGAAGACAGGCUCUUGUGGAUCCAAUGGUCAAGAAGGGCCGUUGUGGGAUAAAUGGGUAAGAAAAGCUUAGCAGAAAUGACCAUGCCUGGCUGUUGUAACUGCUUGCAUUGCAAAGUAACGACCACGCCUUGGUAAGUGGUAGUAAGUUUUAAAAAAUCGCUGAGGAUAAUCAAGAUAAUGGUGGAAAUGACUGGGGAAAUCAGAAACCAGGAAGAUAGAAACUUUAACAAGGAAUGGGGAAAAUGUAUAAGUUACUUAAGUGAACACUACAAACAAUUAAAAACUUUGGCAGGAUUUGAGUAACAAUUGUAAUGUACUAAAAACUAAGAAAAAUGGAGAAAUUAUAUGAUGCAGUAGGCAAAGUUUGAUGAUGGAAACCAUGGAGGGGUGGAGGGAAGUCGAAGGAUUCAGGGAGCACUAAAUGUGGAUUAUUAUGAUUACUGAUUGAAUUCAAAUGUAUAGUGUAAAACCGAAUUAAAAAAUUUAACAACAAAGAAAUCGCUGAGAAUAGCCAAAAGAUAAUGCCUUACAAGGUAUUAGGACAGUUUGUGGGUGACUCAGGACCACGAGGGAAAAUGGAGGAGAAGAGAUAGAAAGCUAUUGUGCAUGCUUAAAAGGGCCAUGAAUAUUGGUCCAGCAGUCCCUAGUGGUGCUAGAGCUAAACAGCAUGAACAUGGGAUGUAUGUAAUGUUUGGGGAUACAUAUCAAGGGGGAAAUAUGAAAUAGGCUGGGAAGUCUGUAAACUGCAAUCUCCUAACCAAUAGAAGAAUGUAGGCGAGAAAUUCAGAAGGGCUAUAAGGUAUAAAGUACUUUUGAUGUACACAGGAUGGUGCCCUCCCUCUUUACAGCAUGCCCAUGCAGCACUGUCUCAAGAAUAAACAACCUUUGGUUUGGCCUGA